Trichosporon asahii var. asahii CBS 2479 is the source of this 1305-nucleotide messenger RNA. RefSeq names its product transport-related protein. Bases 1 to 1305 code for a protein of 434 amino acids. Gene Ontology annotation, biological process: maturation of SSU-rRNA from tricistronic rRNA transcript (SSU-rRNA, 5.8S rRNA, LSU-rRNA). Lineage: Eukaryota; Fungi; Basidiomycota; Tremellomycetes; Trichosporonales; Trichosporonaceae. The transcript has 3 exons. The record is from RefSeq and is a predicted model, not a curated record. Gene Ontology annotation, cellular component: nucleolus; nucleus.
AUGGUCUCGCUCGCGGAGCAGCUCAAGCAGCUCGAGGACGAUGUCCCUAAGACUGUCGAUCCCGAGGAGGCCUACGCGGACAUCGAUGGGCAUGAUUUAAGCCGCUCCCAUGCUGCUCGAGAGCACUACACAGAUGUCGGUCCCUCUGCGCUGCGUCGGGGAGAGGUUGCGCAGACCCUUCUGUCGGACAAGUACGAGGGAAAGCCGAGCUCGCGCAUGAAGAUCUUCGAUGAUGACGAGGAGGCGUCCGAGCCCGAGGACGAGCCAGGAUAUGACGAGGAGGAGGAGGAGGAUGAGGACGAGGAACAUUUCGAUGAGGACGAGGAAGACUAUGACGAAGAUGAGGGCGAAGAGGAAGAGGAUGAUGAGGAUGAGGAAGAGGAGGACGAGGACGAGGGAGAAGAUCAGCCGGCACCGUCCGGCAAGGCGCUUGACCCCAUGGGAGCACUGAAGGCAAGCAAAAUGAAGGAUAUCGAGAAGGGUGGUGCGAUCAAGCGGCAGCGCGAUCUCUUCGAUUCUCUUAUGACGACGCGGAUAACGUUCCAGAAGGCUCUCACUACCGCUUUCGGGCUCCCAGUUCCGCUCCCCUCUGACCCCGCGGGCGAGAUCCCCUCAACUCGCGACUCCGUGCUUGCUUCCCUCGGAAAGCUGAACGACACUCUCCUCUCCCUCCGAACUUCCCUUAUCCUCCCUGGUUCAGAGCCUGUCCCGAAGCGACGAAAGACCGACUCCGACCCGACCUCCGAGGAGUACUGGCGGGACAGUGCGACUGACUCCUUUGCGCUCGUUGAUGCCUCCCACCCCGCACUCGUGCCGCUUCUCGCGAAGUGGAGCACGAAGAUCCAGGCUGCGACGUCUGCUCUUGGUUCGCGUGCUGCAGGUGGCUCGAAGCUGAUGCAGGGCACGAAGCCGACUGGCGUCGUGGAUGCGAUCGACGCCUCGCUCUCGCAGAAGCGGGACAAGUCAAAGCCGCUGCUCGAGGAUGCCGAGCACGCGUACCGUGCCCUCCUACGCGAGGUCAUUGAGAGCAAGCAGGGCACGACGCCGGUGGACCUCAUGCACCUCCGCCGGGAGAAGAAGCGGAAGCGCGAGGCGGAGCGUGGUGGCUCCAAGGGAAGGAGGAUCCGGUACACCGUUCACGACAAGGCGGUCAACUUUGUCGUGCCGGUGCCGCUGAACGGAUGGGGGGAGGAGCAGACAGACGAGCUCUUCGCCAGCUUGCUCGGCGGUGCGGGAACGAAGGGAGCGACGAGCGAGAUGCCGGCGCAGGAGAACGUCGAGCUCGGCGGGCUCCGCAUGUUCUGA